This is a messenger RNA of Pipistrellus kuhlii (Kuhl's pipistrelle), 3814 nucleotides long. RefSeq names its product BRI3 binding protein (gene BRI3BP). The record is from RefSeq and is a predicted model, not a curated record. The coding region runs from base 116 to 943 and encodes 275 amino acids. The transcript is spliced from 4 exons. Gene Ontology annotation, cellular component: mitochondrion. Lineage: Eukaryota; Metazoa; Chordata; Mammalia; Chiroptera; Vespertilionidae.
CGCGGCUCCCCAGCGCGGUCCCCGGCGCCUCCGCGGCCCCUCCCCCCGGCCCCGCGACCCCGGCGCGGCCCUCCCGCCCGUCCUCCUCCCCGGACCCCGCACCUCCGGCCCCGCGAUGGGCGCGCGCGCCGCGGGCUGGCCCCGGGCCCGGGCCGGGCUGCUGCUGCUGCCGCUGCUGCUCGCGCUGCUGGCGGCGGGCGCGCAGGGGGCGCGGGGCCGCGGCGGCGCCGAGAAGACCAGCUACCGCCGCGCCGCCGGCCCCUUCUGGCCCAGCGCCGCCAGCCUGCUGGGCGAGGACAACGCGCGCGCCGCGCAUAAGGUGCUGACCAGGCUCACCGAGAAGUUCGUGCACAGCGUGGACGUGUUCCUGGACGUGCUGUGGAAGCUGUGGGUCGAGAUCCUGGACGUCCUCGGCCUGGACGUCGGUGACUUCUCUCCCCUCAUGGCCCGAGACACCGGCUCCCAGUCCUACUAUCGCAUCCAAUUCCCGGCAGGCAGAGGGACCGGAGUCGCCAACAUGUCGCAGUACCUGAGCCCGGCGGCCAUGGCUGGCAGCCCCGCCCGCGCCGUGGUGUUCAUCGGCGUGCUGAUGCUGGCCUACUGGUUCCUGUCGCUGGCGCUGGGCCUGGCGGUGGCCGCCAUGCACCUGCUGUUCGGCCGCUGCUUCUGGGCGGCGCGCGUGGCGCUCUUCUCGCUGGCCUGCGUGUACGUCCUGCACAAGCACGAGGGCGAGCCCGAGGCCGCCGCCCUGCCGCUCUGCUUCGUGGUGGCCGCCUACUUCAUGACGGGGCCCAUGGGGCCCUGCUGGCGCAGCCCGCCCGGCCCCCCGCCCGGGCCCGGCCUGGAGGAGAAGCUGGAGCAGCUGGACGCCCAGGUGCGGCUGCUCAACAUCCGCCUCAACCGCGUGCUCGAGGGCCUGGACGGCGCGGCCGGCGGCAAGUGACUCCCGGCCGCCCGGCCGCCCGCCGUGCCCUCCGCGCCCGCGCUCCGCCGGCAGCAGAGGCGGCGGCGGCGGCGGCCGGCCAACGCCAAACUGCCCCAGUAAAGGUGCCAGAGCCGGCGGGUGCUCCGAGGGUGUCUCGGCCGCGCAGCCUUUCAGGGGGGCCCGCCCGGGGGGAGGGGGAGGGAGUCCGCGGGGGAGGAGAGGCCCUGCCGGCUGUUCAGUCACAGACGUGUGUCCCGUGGAGCAUCUCUGGAUAUUUCCCCUUCCCUCCCCUCCCUCCGGGGAGGAGCCUGCAGCCCAGGAUACAUGCCCUUGACCGGAAUCGAACCCGGGACCCUUGGGUCCGCAGGCCGACGCUCUAUCCGCUGAGCCAUGCCGGCCAGGGCCCUUCUCGUCUCUUGGAGCAACCAAGGCCCCGUUGCAGGCUGGACACCCGGCUGCCUGGCACCGAGGCAUUUCCCAGAACCCCCCUGAAGGUCCCCCAGCGCUCAGAGGACAUCUUCUGUGAGGCGGUUUUGUAAGAUAAGGCCGAUCCCGGUCCCGGCUCCUCACGUCCCCUGGAGGGGGGAGGACGCUCCCUCGGCGGUUCGGUUCGGAGAAGGGACCGGAGCGCGGCCGGGGCCGGCGUCUGGGUGGACGGCGGCCGCCUCGGCCCAUCGGCGCCUCCGCAUGCAGACGGUCCGGCUGGAGGCGGAGGGCCCUCUCCUGGGCCCCUGGAUGCUCUUCACGAGGAGCUCCGCCUCCGAAGAACAGCGAGCGUGUUCCCGCUUCUGUCCUUGGGGGUCUGAGGCUCCACGCUUUGUACAGGAACAGGAAGACCACCGGGACCGGGCGGAGAGAGGUCGUGGGGCCCUCGUGGGGAGAACGCGCGCUCGGGGGCUUUCGGCGUGUCCGUGGCUCUUGUAAUCCUCACCCGAGGGUGUUUCUCCGUUGAUUUGGGGGGGGGGGAGUGGAGAGGGAGAGGCAGAGAGACACACGGAGGGGUUGCCUCCUGCGCGCGCCCCGCCCCGGGCAGAGACCGGGCUGCUGUGGGGCCUGUUCUUGCCCGGGAGCCUGGGGGUCCUCCUUUGUGCAUCCCAUGGACGCUGUGGAGUAUUUGACCUCCCGCCCCCGCGGCCCCCCGCCUCCGCCUCCGUCUCCGUCUCCGUCUCCGUCCUCCCUUUCGUACGUGGGAAAUGUAUUUUUGUACCGUGUCUCAUGCCUUGAAGAGAAGCCUUUCUAUGUCUCCCGGGGGCUGGGGGCGGGGAGUCGCGGACGCGCCCUGAGACGUGAACAUCGUGGUGAGAGCCGAGCCACCGCGGUCAGCGAGGGCCCGCUCUGGGCGUCCCGUCCGCGUUCCCUUCCCGCGUCUGCGGGAAGGACCAGGGCAGAGGACAGUCCAGGAAAAGACGCACCGAAAAGGCCGGUGUGUGUGGUGGCAGCUGUGUGGGCACCGACGUGGACAGGGACCUCGUGCCGAAGGCUCCGAGCGAAGCGUGGGGGGAGCCUUCCCCGCGUCCGGUUCUGGUCCCACACGCCCCGGGGUGGCCGCCCGGCGUCCGGGUCCUGUGAGCCCAGAGGCCGCCGGUUCGAGUACCGGCCGGGGGCACGGGUGGCCGGCUCCCUCCCCAGCAGGAGGCAGCCGAUCAAUGAGUCAUCCUUGUUGCUUCUCUCUAUCCCGCUUUCUCCUCUGAAAUCAAUAAAAAUAUAUUUAAAAUAAAACAAAAAAACACAAAAGAAGAAACUCCUGAGACCAUUUCCCUCCCCUCCAACUUUAUUUUUCUAACAAGAGAUCACUGUUCAGCUCAGUUUCUGUUCCAGGCCGUUUGAGUUGUUGGACUUUUGCUUGUGAAUAACAGAAUUUCCACGGAGUGGCCAGAUUAUUACCUCUGAACGCAUAGUAAUCUGGCCGCUCAGUAUAUAUUUUAGGGGCCUGGUGCAUGAAUGCGUGCAUGGGUGGGGUCCAGCCAGCCUGGCCAGGGGGAGGGGACAUGGGCAGUUGGCCGGCCUGCCUGCUGGUCGCACUCCUGACCGAGGGGACCGUUUGCAUAGUCGCCUUUCAUUCUGUAGGACAGACACGGAGCAGCCAGAUGACUAUGUGUUCAUCUGGCCGCUCCGUGUGUAUCUGGUUGGGCAGGAUCUGACGCAGUCCCCGUACACGUGGUGUCAGGCGGCCCUCGUGUGAGGCCCUGCGCCCGGGCACGCAGACAGACGGGUCCGAGAGCCGCCUUCCACGUUCUGCUCUCCCGUGACCCCUUGCCGCGUGGCAGCCACGCGGGACCAGCGCCGCCCUUGUGGGGGCAUGCAAGGUGGGUCGUCAGUUGCAUCUGAAAAUCGGGCAGCGCGUGUCAGCCGGGACCCCAUGUUCCCACAUCGUCUCGCAGACUUAAAGGUGUGAGCUCCAUCUCAGGGCCGGGCGAUCGAUUCCCUGCGAUGGAGACGGUGAUCCGUGCUCCCUCCAUGUUCAGCUAAGCCGUUUCUCUCGUCGUAACUGGAAACCCCGUUGGUGAGGUGCCCAUUGUCCACAGCGCAUUCCCGAUUCCGUACGUUGUGCACAUUUGAUAGAGCAUUUAACUUGACAUUGACUAUCAAUCACCUGACUUGAAUAUAGUCGUGUGUGUGCGCGGGUGUGCGUGUGCCUGUGCGUGUGUGUGUGUGUGUGUGUGUGUGCACAGUUUUAGUGCCAUGAGCCUUGGGACGUCGAUUCUACAAAUAUCCAUAUAGACCUAAAUGUAUAAUAAGGCUUGUUUGUAUUUUUUUUGGCAAAGUGAUACAUUCCUGUGAUGAAAAGUAACUGGCUUUGGUGUCGUGUAGAGAUCUCUGUAAGCUGGUUUCAGCACAGAAUUAAACUAUUGUGAAAACGACAGCUUAAUAAAUGUCUUAUUGUAAUAA